CUAAGCUUUAUUCUCAUAUAUCUACUAUUUAUUCGCUUAUUGAAAGGAUGAAUGAUGGAGGAUUAAAUUCGCGCAAUUGGAAUUUCUACGAACAACAUUAUAAUAGACCUGGAAAUCUUAAUCUGCACCUUUUCCCAUCAUUUGAAAGACGCAUCUCGGGACCUUUUCUUGGCCGAGAAAAUGCAAUUGUGAUGAACCAGAAUGGUGGGCAGCUUUGCCCGUUUGUGCCUGAAUCUCCUCUGCAUGUGGACCCUACAAAGGACGCUGUGGCUAGGGAUAAAUUUGUUCAGCAGAUGAUUUCAGCGAAUUCUAGUUUCGCAGGAUAUCACGAGCAUCCUGCAGCUCAUUCAAUGCAUAUGUUGCAGCAGCAGCUACAACAACCACCACAACAGCACGAAUUUCCCAAGGAUGUGAGGGUUGCCGUGGAUACCAGUGUGAAGAAAGAAGACGGUGCCCCUGUGAAGAAAAGGCAAAGUCUUGCUGCACCGAAACCUCCAAAAGCAAAGAAGCCAAAGAGAUGCCAAACCAUUCAGAAGGAAAAUGGCACUUCUUCUGGUCACCGUGCGAAAGCUGCAAGGAAGAAUAUGGAUGUGGUCAUAAACGGGAUAAAUAUGGACUUCUCCAGUAUUCCUAUACCAGUUUGCUCAUGUACUGGUACUCCUCAACAAUGUUAUCGUUGGGGCUGUGGUGGUUGGCAAUCUGCUUGUUGCACCACAACAAUAUCCAUGUAUCCUUUGCCAAUGAGUACAAAACGAAGGGGAGCCAGAAUUGCAGGGCGGAAGAUGAGUCAGGGUGCGUUUAAGAAGGUGCUGGAGAAACUGGCCUCUGAGAAUUUCAAUUUCGCUGAUGCAAUUGAUUUGAGGUAUCAUUGGGCAAGGCAUGGUACUAACAAGUUUGUUACAAUCAGGUGAAUUUUCUCUGUGUGGCACUGGAUCGCCAUUUCACAUGUAAUCCUGUUGCUGAAGUUAGAAGAUCGUAGUUCAUGAGUUGGUCGUUGCAACCAUGAUUUUAUAAUCCUUAGAUAUCCUAGUUCCUAAAAUUUGUUUGGUUGUUUCAUGUUUUAUGUUAAGAAGGCAGUUUAUUGCCACCAGAUCGUAGAAUUAUUGUUGACUUCCGUACUUGGUUAUUUUGAGACUAGGUUUUUGUUUUAACUGUGAUCAUUCCGUA
This is a messenger RNA of Daucus carota subsp. sativus, 1167 nucleotides long. RefSeq names its product protein BASIC PENTACYSTEINE1. Gene Ontology annotation, biological process: response to ethylene. The record is from RefSeq and is a predicted model, not a curated record. The transcript has 2 exons. Gene Ontology annotation, molecular function: sequence-specific DNA binding; DNA-binding transcription factor activity. Lineage: Eukaryota; Viridiplantae; Streptophyta; Magnoliopsida; Apiales; Apiaceae. The coding region runs from base 48 to 911 and encodes 287 amino acids. Gene Ontology annotation, cellular component: nucleus.